CGCCCUUCCAGGUAGCGUGGAAGAUGGCGGCUGCGUGAGGGGAGCGGCGCUUCAUUGCCUUCCGACCUCUUUUUCCGCCUCAUUUCCCGGGCGGGGACCGAUGAAGGCGGCGGCCGAGGCCUGAGGGGAGGCAGGAGCACCGCCGGAAGGGAUGCGGAGGCGGCGGAGGCUCCGCGGGGACGGAGAGCGGCUGGGCCGCGCCCUGAGCCUCGGGGCGGCGCUCUGCCUCUGCCUGGCGAUGCGGCCCGGAGGCGGCGAGGCGGCCCCGCUCCCGCCGGCAGGGGAGGUGGAAGUCACUGAAGUUCCUUUCUCAUUGAUGAUAGUCUCUGCUUGUAGCCUUAUCGUCCUAGUACUAUUACUUGUGAACUGUGUUUCCUGUUGUAAAGAGCAAGAGAUAAACUUCAAGGAAUUUGAAGACAAUUUUGAUGACGAAAUAGACUUCACACCACCUACAGAAGAUACCCCAUCUGUUCAGUCUCCAGCAGAAGUGUUUACCCUUACAGUCCCGAAUGUUUCUUUGCCAGCUCCAUCACAGUUCCCUCUUCCUCCAGAAGCACUGAAAUCUCAAGUUGUCCGUCAGAACUUGAACUAUAUUCAAGAAAUUGGAAAUGGCUGGUUUGGAAAGGUUCUGCUUGGAGAAGUUUACACUGGCACCAGUGUGUCAAGAGUCGUUGUGAAUGAAUUAAAAGCAAGUGCUGGUCCCAAGGAACAAGACCGUUUUUUGAGGCAUGGAGAGCCUUAUUUAAUUCUUCAACAUCCUAAUAUUCUCCAAUGUACAGGGCAGUGUGUAGAAGCUAUCCCUUACCUUUUGGUCUUUGAAUUUUGUGACUUGGGUGACCUAAAAACAUAUCUUUGCAAUGAAGAGAACAUUAAAGGAGACUCGCAAGUAAUGUUCCUGCAGAGGAUGGCCUGUGAGAUUGCUGCUGGACUCACCAUAAUGCAUAAGCAUAAUUUUGUGCAUGGAGAUUUAGCCUUAAGGAAUUGCUUCCUUACAUCUGAUUUAAAUGUGAAAAUUGGAGAUUAUGGAAUCGGAUUCAGCAGAUACAAGGAAGAUUACAUUGAAACAGAUGAAAAGAAACUUGUGCCUCUUCGAUGGACUGCACCAGAGCUGGUGACUAGCUUUCAGGACAGGCUUUUAACAGCUGAACAAACAAAAUACAGUAACAUCUGGUCACUGGGAGUGACGCUAUGGGAACUUUUCAGCAAUGCUGCAAAGCCUUACUCUGAUUUAUCUGAUGAUGAGAUCUUGAUACAGGUCAUAAAAGAAAAGCAGACAAAGCUCUUGGAACCAUGCCUUCAACAGCCGUAUUCUGAUAGAUGGUACGAAGUCCUGCAGUUCUGCUGGUUGUCACCAGACAAGAGAGCAACAGCAGAAGAGGUGCAUAAGCUUCUAACGUAUCUCCGUAUGCAAAGUCAAAGGGAUACAGUGCUUGAUCCUGAACACUGGAAUGAUCUCAAGCCAAAUACUUCAAACAGAGACUCCUCAAGUAAUUCUGCCUUCCCAAUCCUGGAUCCUUUCCCAGGGAGCAGGUUUGGCCAUGAGAUGGAGGAAGUCCUCACAGUAACUGAAACAAGUCGAGGGCUCAACUUUGAAUACAUCUGGGAGGCUGCCAAGCACGAUCACUUUGAAAGCCAGGUGGAUCCUGAUGAAAGGAUGAGUUAUACAAAUAUCUUCUUCCCCGUGGAAGUUUUUGAGAACACACUUAUGGAGCAGGGGCCUGGAGCGCAAGACGAAAGUGGGCAGGAAAUUGCACUUUGUGUGCCUGGUGAACUUCCUGUGUUCAAUGCUCAUAAACCUUCUGUUGGAAAUGAUUAUUAUAUCCAAUUGGAAGAGAAGAGUGGGGGUAAUGCUAUACAUUUUGAUAACCAGGCUGCUGUAUUGACAACAGAAGUGGACAGCCCUGAAAAUCUGAAAGACAAAAACAGUCAUGUCAUGGUUCUUAGAGAUUUUGCUACUGAAUCAACUACAGAAGGGGAUUUCUUGUAUAACACAGAUCCAAAGGCAAGAUACCGUCUUAAUGGCCCUGAAAGCCCUUUCCAAAAUACAUUUAGUGAUCUCAGCACAACUGAACAAUUCUCCAAUACCAGAAAUAGAUUUGAAUUAACUGAUAUAAAUGACAUUCAUGUGGCACUUGAAACAGUUUCUGACUCUGUUUUGGAGAAAUCUAAACGUGAUCACUCCAAGAACAUCAGUCCUAGAGCGACUUCAAAUCUUUCCUUGUUUGGGGAUACCAUACAGCAGACUGAUCUUCAUGUGCUGACUUCAGAAGAGCUGGCUGAUAAUUAUCUUUUUCUUCAAGAAAAGCAUUUAUUAAAGGGGGCACUGAAUAACAAAGCUGCUGGUGAUGUUGACGGUGAUGAUCUCAGAAGGGUAUUAGAUAUCACAAAUACACUAGAAUCACCAAAUACAGAUCCUUUGGGAGUUGAAUGCAGUGUUACUGGAAAUACCCCUGUGCAUGAAGAGGAGCGUUUUGUUCAGAUAGGUACAGAUAAACACACACGUUUUUCUGCUGACUCCCUUGUAUCAAAUCAGAUGGAUUCUAGCACACUUGUCAUAGAUAUUCAACACACAUCCCCUUUAUCAAAAGUUGAAAAGCCUCUUUCUAACAUAGGAAUUGAUAAUAAUGCCCCCUGCACUAUGGAUUAUUCUUACUUGGGAAAGGAUUGCCUCUCUGAAGCAGACUGUACUGAAACACGAUCCAUAAAUGCCAGAAGCCAAAUUGAUGAGGUCAGUUCCUCUGACAGCCCUUUGGUCCAUGCACAAGAGGCAGAAAGGCAAAGGAAAAACCAGGAACUUGAAAAUAAUUGUUGGGGAGAAUUGAUCCAUGAUUUGGAGAAUAAGCAGUUUGAAUUAGAACAAGAUGAUACAUACCCUCUGGAUCAAACUGAGGAAACUUUUGCUCAGAUCCAAAAAUUAAACUCAGAGGGUCUCCUCAAAGACGUCACUCUCUUGUCUGUCCUUCCUUCAGAUCGGACAAGUCAUGACAGUCUGCUGGAAGACAGUUUAUCAACUCCUCCUCAGAGCUCGGGGCAAUCUGUAGACACACCAGACUCAUUAGAUUCUUUAGAUGUGAAUGAGGUCUUGGUAUCUUUAGCAGGUCAGAAACUUUUGCCACCGGACAAACCUGCUGAUAGUGGCUAUGAAACUGAAAAUUUGGAGUCUCCUGAAUGGACCUCACAUCUGAUUGGCAGCAACUCUAGUGAAGUAACUGCUUUGUCCAGUGCAGAUGGCGAUCAUCUUUUGUGUAAUAACCCCAUGAUAAUUGUUUCAUCUGAUGUAAAUCCUGACUUGGAUGCAGCACAUAUCAUGGAUAGGCGUGAAGAGGUUUCCAAGUCUGUUUUUAGUGGCAUUCAGAAUUCGUAUAGAGAUUCAGCUUAUUUUUCUGACAAUGAUUCGGAACUAGAUAAGAAAUCUGAGGUAAUUAAGACAUCCACAGAACCAAAAGUACUUCUAGAGACCAGUGCUACCAGGAACUCUUUUGAAUUGGAAGAGAAUGUAAAUACUGGAAAUAGACCAAAUGAGGAUAGAAUAGUUGAUGGCCGGUGUUCUAAUAACUCAUGCUUACAGGUAGAAUUGGAUGAGAGGCUAGAGGGCCCUGGAAUUGAUGAAAGAAAGCAGAAAUAUUGCCAUAAAGGUAGUAAUACAACUGGGCUGCUACCUGUGGUGGAGGUAGAGACUGCUGCAGAUGAUGAAGUGGAAAUCUAUGAGGAGUCCCCCAUAAGUGUGUCUUGCACAGGCACCAAUACAGCAGACUUCCUCCCUGAGAGAGACCUAAAGCUUACACCAACAGAAAUCUUUGAAAAGUCCUUACUGGGUCACCUUGAAGGUCAUAAGUUGAAAGAACCAGAUGUUGAAGGGAAAUAUCUGGGUAAACUUGAUGUUUCUGAAAUGCUCAGUCUGUCAAUGGAUGGUGACGAUGCUGACGAGGAAGAUGAAAAUAGUGAUGAUUCUGAGGAUGACAUGAGAACGUUUCAUUUUCAUGGGCUCAGCUCUGACAGUGAUGAGGAAAUUAUGCACCAGGUUCCAGUGAUUCUCAUGGACCACGAUGAUGGCAGAACUUUAAGGGGCUUGUUGAAACAUCCAAAGCAAAUGGAAGAAAACAGGCCUGCUGAAAGUGUUCAGAAGAACGACAGGAAAGCAGUCACAUUCUUUGAUGAUGUCACUGUUUAUCUUUUUGAUCAGGAAACGCCAACCAAAGAGCUUGGAAACCAUACCACAGAAUCAAACCACUCAGACUCUAGUAAUGCUCCUGCUCCAGCUUCAGGCCUUGGCUACUUGAAUAAAUUUACAAAUUCCGAAAGCUCUACUGAUGAAGAAGGAGGGGGUUUUGAAUGGGACGACGACUUCUCUUCUGCAGAGCCCUCUUUUAUAUCGAAAGCUGCAAACAGCCUCAUUAGCUCCAAAUCAUCUCUUCAGACCUCAAAGUACUUCUCUCCUCCGCCACCGCCUCGAAGCUCCGAACAAAACUGGUCGCACCCCUUACCUUACUCCAGGUUCUCUAUCUCACCAGCAAACAUUGCAAGCUUUUCGCUCACUCACCUGACGGAUUCUGAUAUCGAACAGGGAGGCAAGUAUUUUCCUUUGAGCAGCAGUCCAAAGCAAAGCUUUCAGGCGUUGCUUUGUUAAAGGGCUUACUGAAAGAUGUU
Messenger RNA from Anolis sagrei ordinatus, 4647 nucleotides. Lineage: Eukaryota; Metazoa; Chordata; Lepidosauria; Squamata; Anolidae. The record is from RefSeq and is a predicted model, not a curated record.